Molecule: messenger RNA, 2147 nt
Organism: Lates calcarifer (barramundi perch)
Lineage: Eukaryota; Metazoa; Chordata; Actinopteri; Centropomidae
Gene: ptcd3
Product: pentatricopeptide repeat domain 3
Exons: 23
Coding region: 22-2028 (668 amino acids)
Biological process (GO): mitochondrial translation
Cellular component (GO): mitochondrion
Molecular function (GO): ribosomal small subunit binding; rRNA binding; protein binding
Source: RefSeq, a predicted model, not a curated record
AAGCCUUCACUUUGUAACAACAUGGCGGCGCCCGGUAGGCACGUAGGGCGUUAUAUUCAGAAAAACGGACGAUUUCUGACAAAUAACUUUGAGCAGUUGUGGGGUCACAGGAGUUUUGGUUGGUCUCCAGCUCUGCGACAACAAGCUACUGAAGCUAAAAAAGAAUCUACAGAGAAUAUUGUUGUCCCCAGGAAGAAAACAUGGAGCAAAGAGGCGGUGCUGGAGGCUCUAGCUUCGACUGUCGGCAGGGAUCCUACAGCACUUCACUACUGCUUCCAGGAUGACACCUACCUCUCCCCCAAGAACGCGUCUGAGUUUAAGUACUUCACUCUCGCUCAGGAGUCUGGAAAGAAUGCAGCCAAAUUCUUUAUUAACAACAACCCAAAGUUCUUCACUAAGGACUUUGCUGAACCACAUAUACCAUGUCUGAUGCCAAAGACAGUGUCACUGCAUCUGGAGGAGGUGAGUGAGGAGGCACUGAAGGAACGAAUCAACCUUAGGAGAGUUACAGCUGCUGUUGACAUGUAUGACCAGCUACUGCAAACUGGCACAGCAGUCUCCAUGGAAACGACCCACGACCUGUUAGACCUGAUCUGUCUCUACUGUGACAGAAACCCUAUCAAUGAGGAUGCUCUACAGACAGAGGAUGUGAGAGAAUCAGAGAGGCGGGGGCCGUGGAGGAAAAUUAGGUACCCUCAGGCUUCAGAAUUGAAGUCCAACUGGAAAGAGGACAACAACGCCGAGAGAAUCUUCAAACUGCUGCCAGAGAGAGACACAAAGUGUUACUCUGCUCUGAUCAGAGGCAUGGUAAAGCAUGGAGCCUACGCAAAGGCCUUCAGCAUGUACACUGACAUGCUUAACGACAGACUGACUGGUGACGUCCACAUCUUCAAUGCGCUGAUCUUAGCAGUUCCAGAUCUCAAAGAAAAAAACACUGAGAGAUGGGACCUGAUUGUUGAGCUGUUGACCCAGAUGAAUCAACAGAAGAUUCAGCCCAACCUGCAGACCUUCAACAGUGUUCUUAAAUCUCUGAAACGCUGUGCCAGUUAUGCCAAAACAAAAAGUCCACUCAUUCUGAAUGAGAUGAAGGCUAUGGGAAUAGCUCCCAGCCUGGCUACCUAUGAUUACAUCCUGUCAGUCUUCUGCAGAAUAGGCCCCUCUAGCCAACACAAUACUGCCAUUUUACAGGAAGUGAUGUCAGAGCUGGCUGGAAGAAGCCUGACCUGCCAGGACCCUGAUGAUGUUUUGUUCUUCUGUAAUGCAAUGAGAGUAUGUCUGGAUAAUAAAGAUAUGGAGCUGGCUUAUAAAGUACACAGUUUAGUAGAGGUUGGAGAGAACAGGAAGUUGCUGGGAGAGCCCUUCCUACAGAGUACUUACUACGGCCGCUUCUUCAACCUGAUGUGCUUGAUGGAGCACAUUGAUGUAGUACUGAAGUGGUACAGACAGCUCAUUCCCUCGUUGUACUACCCAAACACUCAGGGAAUGAUGGACCUGCUGCAGGCUCUGGACACUGACAGUCGCCUUGAUUUGCUUCCUGAGAUAUGGAAAGAUAUUGUGUCUCUGGGUCAUCAUAAUAGGGCAGAUCUGGUGGAUGAGAUUCUCACCCUGAUGGCCAGAGAGAAACACAGUCCUGAGGUUCAGGAGUCUUUUGCGACAUGUGCUCUGGAUGUAAUGAAUUCGUUUGACAGUGACAAAGUGAAGCCGCCUCUGGAGUGGACUGCCUCUACUCUCUCAAACAUCACUGUCCUGCUGCUGAGAGCCAAAAAGACCCAAAAGGCCUGGAACAUGCUGCAGCUCUUCAAAUCCAACAACAGAGUUCCUUCGGUGGAGCUGUUGAACGAGUUCCUGUCGGUGUGUCACAGCGAAGGCUCUCCACAGAAAGCAGUGGACCUUGUUCAGCUGUCUGCAGCCUUCUGUCAGCCAGCAACAUCGCAGCUGGCAAAGCGAACACUGGCUGAGUUUACGCUGACUGAGGAGCAAAGAGCCAUUUUAUCUAAACUGGAGCCUGCAGACGAAUCCUCAGACUGAAGGAGACGAUACCAAGCAAACCGAAGAAAUUCACUGAUAAGAAAAUCAGAAAAAUCUAUAGACUGUCCUUAUUUCUGUAUCUGUGUAAUAAAAUAGAUCUGACAUUCAUACAAUCUGAA